Anopheles marshallii is the source of this 3843-nucleotide messenger RNA. RefSeq names its product neuroglian. Bases 1 to 3843 code for a protein of 1280 amino acids. Gene Ontology annotation, biological process: brain development; cell-cell adhesion. NCBI's taxonomy places the organism in Eukaryota, Metazoa, Arthropoda, Insecta, Diptera, Culicidae. Gene Ontology annotation, molecular function: cell-cell adhesion mediator activity. The record is from RefSeq and is a predicted model, not a curated record. The transcript has 7 exons.
AUGUGGACGACACACCAUCGAACCGGCCGUGAUGCCGGUGGCCGUUGCUUUCAGCUGCUCCUAGCCGCCGCCAUCGUACUGAUGCUCAACGUCCUGACAGUGCACAGUUUAAUACACUCGCCGCCGCGCAUCAUCAAGCAGCCGCCACCGGACGAGAUGCUGUUCCAGGUGGCACAGCAGGGCGAAAGUGACAAACCUUUCCUGAUCGAGUGCGAAGCGGAAGGUGAACCAACACCGAAAUAUCGCUGGAUCAAGAACGGCAAAAAGUUCGAAUGGCAAACGUACGACGACCGGAUGUCGCAACAGCCGGGGCGUGGUACACUGGUAAUUACGUCACCGCGCGAUGAGGAUCUUGGACAGUAUCAAUGUUUCGCCGAAAACGAACACGGUACCGCGACGUCCAACUCGGUGUUUGUGCGGAAGGCGGAGCUGAAUUCGUUCAAGGACGGUGCACCGCAAACGGUACAGGCGGACGAGGGCAAACCGUUCAAGCUCGUCUGUCAACCACCGGACGGUUGGCCAAAGCCAAACGUGUACUGGAUGAUCCAGAACAUGGACGGCGGUAUACGGAGCAUUAACAAUUCGCGCAUGACACUCGACCCGGAAGGCAACCUGUGGUUCUCGAACGUAACGCGCGAGGAUGAGUCGAGCGAUUUCUUCUACGCCUGUGCCGCAUCGUCCGUGUUUCGUAGCGAGUACAAGAUCGGCAACCGGGUGCUGCUGCAGGUGCGCCAGACCGGCAUCUCGGCGACGCAGAACCGUCACCAACCGUUGCGCCAGUACGUGUCGCGCAAGAACGAGGUCGCACUGAAGGGCAAACAGAUCGAGCUGUUCUGUAUCUACGGCGGUACGCCGCUUCCGGAAACGGUAUGGACCAAGAACGGGCGGGCUAUCAUCUGGAACGAUAAGAUCCAGCAGGACAACUACGGCAAAUCGCUCAAGAUACGACGCGUCUCGUCGGAGGAUGCGGGUGCGUACACGUGCGAGGUAUCCAACGGUGUCGGCAAUGCAGACUCGUACUCGAUUAACCUCGCAGUGAAUGCGGUACCGUACUUUACGGUCGAGCCGGAAAUUGUGAACGCGGCAGAAGGUGAAUUUGCCGAGUUCAAGUGCGAGGCGGCCGGUAACCCGAAACCCAACAUUAUGUGGAUCCACAACGGCAAGCAGAUCGAUCAGAACUACGCGAACGAACGCCGUAUCAUCCGAGCGAACAGCAUCUACAUCAGCAAGCUGAAGAAGAGUGAUACCGGUAACUACGGUUGUAACGCCACCAACUCGCUCGGCUACGUGUACAAAGAUGUUUAUCUGAACGUUUUGGCACUCGCGCCGGAGAUUACGGAUCCGCCGAAGCGCGAAUAUACCGUCGACCAGCGUAACGUGACGAUGACGUGCCGUGUUUUCGGUGCGCCGAAGCCGGAGGUCAAGUGGUUGAGGAACGAUCGUGAACUGACUGGCGGACGGUACCAAACCAUGCCGACCGGCGAUCUGUUCAUUCGGGAUGUGAAGUUUGACGAUGCGGGUGAGUACAAGUGCUACGCGUUCAACACACUCGGCAGCAAGACGGCAUCCGGUGAGCUGAACGUAAAGGAGCGGACCGUGAUCAAUGAUCCGCCGCAGGACUACGAAGUAGUGGCGGGCACGACCGUCACGUUCCGCUGUAACGCCAUCGCCGACUCAUCGCUCGAGCUGACGAUCGAGUGGCUCACGAAAGGGGAGAUAAUUGACUUUGAAAAUCAGCCCCGGUUUAUCCGGACGUCCGACAACUCGUUGAUGAUUUCGAAAACGAUCGAGCUGGACACGGGUACCUACAGCUGUCUGGCACGUACCGAUCUGGAUGAGGUCAUGGCAAACGCAACGCUCACGGUAAUGGACAGACCGAAUCCGCCGACACUGAAGCGUGUCACCUGCAUGGGCAAGGUGGCCAGAAUCGAAUGGGCCUCGAACGGUGACAAUCGCUCGCCCAUCCUUAACUACAUCAUCGAAUACAACACGUCCUUCACGCCGGACACGUACGAUGUACUGACGGACGAUGUGCCCGGUACGGACUUCAUCUGGACGGUCAACACGACACCGUGGAACAACUACACCUACCGUGUGAUUGCGGUCAACAAAAUCGGCCAUUCGCUACCUUCGGGGCACAGUGAGGUUUGCAGCACGGACACGAGCGUCCCGUACAAAAACCCGGACAACCUCGAAGGUGAAGGUACCACACCGAACAAUCUCGUCAUCAAGUGGCGCCCGCUAGCACAGGUGGAUCACAACGCGCCAGGGUUACAAUAUCGGGUGUAUUGGAAACGGGACAUACCGAGCGCUACCUGGAGUUCGGCGGAUGUGCGUGAUUGGCGGCAGUCCAGCUACACGGUCGAGGGACUGCCAACAUUCACACGCUACCGUGUCAUGGUGAUCGCGCUGAACGAGCGAGGCGAGGCUAAUUCUGGCCCGUGGGAGGUGGAGGCGUACACGGGCGAAGAUACGCCGCUGGAUGCACCGACCAACUUCACGCUGAUACAGGUGACCGGGCCCAAAACGGCCAUCCUCAGCUGGAAUCCUGUAGAUCCUGAAUCCCUGCGGGGUCACUUCAAGGGCUACAAGAUCCAAACCUGGACCGAAGCGGAUGGUGAGGAAAAUUUGCGCGAAAUUCUGGUCACCGCCGAUUCGAAGCAGGCACUGGUGACGAACUUCAUCCCGGAUGCGACCAACUUUGUGCGCGUUCUCGCGUACAACGGACGGUAUAAUGGACCAGCGAGCACGGUACUGUCGUUCGAUACGCCCGAAGGUGUCCCGAACACGAUCGAAGCGCUCGAGGCGUACCCACUCGGUUCGUCCGCUUUUCUGUUGCGUUGGAGAAAGCCGCUCCAAGCGAAUGGUAAGCUUACCGGAUAUCGGAUCUAUUACGAGGAGAUCAAGGGUACGACAGUUGGUCCGCGCAUGGAACGGGAACCGCACAUCUCCGAUCCGGCAGUGCUGGAAGCGAAACUGGCACGUCUGAAGCCGGCUGCCAAGUACCGCAUACACGUGGUCGCUACAACCAAGGCUGGUGAAGGUGACGACUUGUACAUCGAACGGGCAACCUCCUCUGGACUGGGAAUGCCACCGGAUGUGCCCAACUUCUACUGGGAAAAUCUUCCCACGGACAAUGGACUGGCCAACAUUAAGGUGGUGUGGCAACCGGCCCUCGGUGGUAAGGCCGGUUCACACUUCUAUGUGAAAUAUCGCGUAAAGGACGAAUCGAGCUGGCAAACGACCGAUCCGGAGCUGUACGAAAAUUACCUCGUCGUGCACGGUAUCAAUCCGGAUCAUUUGUACGAGUUCCGGGUCGUUUCUGUCGAUGGCGAAUAUCAGACGGAGUCGGGCACGCAGGAAGUUGACACUUACGGCAUCCAGAGCUCCGUGAAGGUGCCGGGCGAUAAUAUUGCGACGGCCGGUUGGUUUAUCGGUAUGAUGCUUGCGAUUGCGUUCCUUAUACUGGUGCUGAUCAUCAUCUGCAUCGUGAAGCGUAACCGUGGUGGAAAGUACGAUGUGCAUGAUCGUGAGCUGGCUAACGGCCGCAACGACUACACCGAGGAGGGUGGCUUCCCGGAGUACUCGCAACCUGUUUUACGUGAUUACAGUUUGGACAAUAAAAGCCAGGGCCGACAAUCGCUGAACUCGCAAAAAGUAGGACCGGAAAGUGAUACAGAUUCCAUGGCGGAAUACGGUGAAGGUGAUACAGGUGGUCAGUUUACGGAAGAUGGCUCCUUUAUUGGGCAGUACGUACCGGGCAAGCCGCCAGUUAGCGCCCAGUCCACGCCGCAGAAUCCGUCGCUACAGGGCGCUAACGCUGGUAUGGCAACGUACGUCUAA